Molecule: messenger RNA, 1559 nt
Organism: Cornus florida
Lineage: Eukaryota; Viridiplantae; Streptophyta; Magnoliopsida; Cornales; Cornaceae
Product: thylakoid ADP,ATP carrier protein, chloroplastic
Exons: 10
Coding region: 149-1267 (372 amino acids)
Biological process (GO): transmembrane transport
Cellular component (GO): thylakoid membrane
Molecular function (GO): ATP transmembrane transporter activity
Source: RefSeq, a predicted model, not a curated record
CACGCGCGCGCGCGCACACACACACACCCUCUCUCUAUAUAUAUAGGCAGUGCCUUAUCUCUUACAUUUGCCAUUCUAUACAGAGGAAAGCUUGCAAGUUAAGCUUUCCUCUGUUUCAAUUCGACGAAAGGCGAUAGAAGAAAGAGCCAUGUUAGUUUGCCGACACAUUCCAGGUCUCGACCCUUCUCACAGCGAUUCCAUCGAACCAACGGAGAAAGAACAAUGGCGGAACAGAUGGCUGAGUAAUGGAAACGGAGUUGGUGGUUUUGCCUGUCUUUCUUUGGCGGAGAAAAGAGAGGAGAGAGAGUUCGCGCCCACCACUGCGCAGCUCUUGGAGCAUCCACUCGCGAUGGUUGCGUUGGUGCCCAAAGAGGCCGCGCUGUUCGCAGCCGGUGCGGUUGCCGGCGCCGCCGCCAAGACCGUCACAGCACCGCUUGACCGAAUCAAACUUCUUAUGCAGACUCAUGGAUUAAGAGCUGGGCAGGAAAGUGCAAAGAAGGGAAUUGGAUUCCUUGAGGCCAUAGCAAUGAUAGGGAAGGAAGAAGGAGUCAAAGGAUACUGGAAAGGCAACCUUCCUCAGGUGAUACGCAUCAUACCCUAUAGUGCUGUUCAGUUGUUUGCCUAUGAAACGUACAAGAAACUUUUUAGGGGAAAGGAUGGUGAGCUUUCUGUUAUUGGCAGACUUGCGGCUGGUGCUUGUGCUGGCAUGACUUCGACUUUUGUAACCUACCCUCUAGAUGUCCUAAGGUUACGAUUAGCAGUUGAGCCAGGGCACCUAACUAUGUCUCAGGUUGCCUUGAACAUGCUAAGAGAGGAAGGAGUUGCAUCAUUUUACAAUGGUCUUGGACCUUCUCUUAUUGGAAUAGCUCCUUACAUUGCUGUGAACUUUUGCAUUUUUGACUUGGUGAAGAAGUCAUUGCCAGAGAAGUAUCAGAAGAGGACCGAAACAUCUCUAGCAACAGCUUUGGUGUCAGCUACUCUUGCCACACUCAUGUGCUAUCCCUUGGACACAGUGAGAAGACAAAUGCAAAUGAGGGGUACACCUUACAAGACAGUUUUGGAUGCCUUUCCAGGUAUUGUGGCACGUGAUGGUUUAAUUGGAUUGUAUAGGGGUUUUGUACCCAAUGCAUUGAAAAAUCUACCAAAUAGCAGCAUUAGGCUUACCACCUUUGACACAGUCAAACGUGUAAUUGCUGCCAGUGAGAAGGAGUUUCAAAGAAUCCUGGAGGAAAAUCGCAAGAACAAAAAUCGGAGCACUAGUGAUUAAUCAAUGUAGAGUUUUGGCUUCGAGAUUUCUUUUUUGUCGCCAAUUCUUUCGUGGAGAUUAUUUCCCACAAAAACCGUAUCUGUUAUGAGAAUUAUUGAGCAGCCUGUAAUUUGUAGCAUCGGGGGCUUUGAUUUAGAAAGACGUGCUAGACUGGAAUUUUUGCGGAGUAGCUUGCUAGGAUUAUUACACCAUCUUUUUGUAACACCUUUGAUUUUGAGUGUAUUUAAUUCUUGGCAUAGAUAUAUACUGCAUAGUUUGGUCGGUAAUAUUUAAGUUAUUUGUGUUACUAAUC